This is a messenger RNA of Pelobates cultripes (western spadefoot toad), 222 nucleotides long. Lineage: Eukaryota; Metazoa; Chordata; Amphibia; Anura; Pelobatidae. The record is from the annotation of a GenBank genome assembly.
CAGAUUGUUCAAGGUUGCCUUCUUCGCCAAGCAUUUGGACUGUUCCAUGCAGUUAUCCUUGCAGAUCAGAUGCAGUCUUCCAAUAAAAAAUGGGUCCUGGAGGUUUUGCACCCAUUAACAGAGAAGGGACAUCCCUCUGCUUGCCACAAGUUUACCAUGAACAGGUUAGACUGUUACAAGCCUAGCCCAUUGCAAUACAGCCAGGAUUGCCAAACUUUUUAA